Molecule: messenger RNA, 1788 nt
Organism: Cricetulus griseus (Chinese hamster)
Lineage: Eukaryota; Metazoa; Chordata; Mammalia; Rodentia; Cricetidae
Source: RefSeq, a predicted model, not a curated record
GGCGGAGCCCCGCGCCUGGCUCCCUCCCCAAGGUGGAGCACCAUGGAGGACUCCAGCAGCUCCGCGGGCAGCGGAGGCUUCCGCCCCGGCGUGGACAGCCUGGACGAGCCGCCCAACAGCCGCAUCUUCCUGGUGAUCAGCAAGUACACGUCCGAAUCGGUGCUGAGGGAGCGCUUCUCGCCCUUUGGAGACAUCCAGGACAUCUGGGUGGUGCGCGACAAACACACCAAGGAGUCCAAGGGCGUCGCCUUCGUCAAGUUCGCCCGAAGCUCACAGGCCUGCCGGGCUAUGGAGGAGAUGCACGGACAGUGCCUUGGCCCCAAUGACACCAAGCCCAUCAAGGUGCUGCACUGGGGUGCCUACGUUAGGGUGUGUGAGGUUUUCAUUGCUCAGUCCCGAUCAUCAGGAAGUCACAGAGAUGUUGAAGAUGAAGAACUCACAAGAAUCUUCGUUAUGAUACCAAAGUCCUAUACAGAGGAAGACCUACGGGAGAAAUUUAAGGUGUAUGGUGACAUCGAGUAUUGCAGCAUUAUUAAAAAUAAAGUCACUGGAGAAAGUAAAGGUCUGGGCUACGUGCGAUAUUUAAAACCAUCACAAGCCGCCCAAGCAAUAGAAAACUGUGAUAGAAGUUUCAGAGCACUCUUGGCUGAACCUAAAAAUAAAGUACCUGAGUCCCCAGAACAAGAUUAUUACAGUAGCAUGAGGCAAGAGGCUUUGGGGCAUGAACCGAGAGUAAAUCUGUUUCCCUUCGUUGGGGAACAACAAUCUGAAUUUUCAAGUUUUGACAAGAGUGACAGCAGAAGUCAGGAAGCUAUCUCUAAACGCCUGUCAGUUGUCUCAAGAGUCCCCUUCACGGAAGAACAGCUCUUCAGCAUUUUUGACAUAGUCCCAGGACUGGAGUAUUGUGAGGUUCAGCGAGAUCCUUAUUCGAAUUAUGGUCAUGGUGUGGUUCAGUAUUUUAAUGUAGCAUCUGCUGUUUAUGCAAAAUACAAAUUGCAUGGAUUCCAGUACCCCCCUGGGAAUCGGAUAGGUGUUUCCUUCCUGGAUGACGGAAGUAAUUCGGCAGAUCUCAUCAGAAAAAUGGCCACACAGAUGGUGGCGUCCCAGCUCGCAUCAAUGGUGUGGAGUAACCCAAGUCAGCAGCAGCAGUUUCUGCAAUUUGGAGGAAGUUCUGGGUCACAGUUGCCUCAAAUCCAGACAGAUGUUGUACUUCCAUCCUGCAAAAAGAAAGCCCCUCCCGAAACGCCUGUGAAAGAAAGACUUUUUAUCGUGUUUAACCCUCAUCCAUUACCAUUAGACGUGUUGGAGGAUAUAUUCUGUCGUUUUGGUAACCUGAUAGAAGUUUACCUUGUGUCAGGAAAAAAUGUGGGCUACGUCAAGUAUGCAGAUAGAAUGAGCGCCAACGAUGCAAUCUCAACCCUGCAUGGGAAAAUUCUGAAUGGAGUCCGACUGAAAGUCAUGCUGGCAGACUCGCCACGAGAAGAACCCAAAAAGAGGCAGAGAACUUACUGAGUCUCGAACAAAGACUAACUAAUGACAUAAUCCUGAGCUGACUGACUGAAAAAUGUGACUGGACGAACUCCCUGUGGACAGUUGACAGCUUUUUUUUCUUUUUAACAUAUCUGAUAGUCUACACACCAUUGCUUGUCUGGGAUUGCUGACCUUAAUGAUAAAACUAAGAUAGUAGUUGUUUCCUAGAAGAAAAUGUUAUGAAAAGCAAAAAUAAAGCUUCCUUAGAGAAAUGUAUUGUCUUGUAUAGCAGAAAUAAAGUUUGCUUUAAUAACUAAA